AUGUCUGAGCCCUCGCGAGGAUCGGCAUCCGUCCCAACUCUACGAUUUCCCAGGCCCCAGGGCAACCAACGUCUUGCCAACUGGAUAUCUUCUAGUUCUCCAGACAUCAUGGCGCAGGCCUUCUUCGUAGACGAGGACGGCGCGGUCGACUCGUACGAGCUUAUCAACACUGACGGCGAGACAGAAUCCCAAGAUGGCUUGACGGCCGGCUCAACAGCCAGCUCGUUGGAUCUUCUUGCUCGCCCGAGCGACGACGAGAGCCUUUCAGGCGCCGACCAUAUCUACGAGUACGAGACUCACGACGUUAAUAUCCACAUUGAUGAACCUCAGGACUAUACAGAGGAGGUAGAGCAAGCUAUUACACAUGAAGAUGAUGAACAUGAAUCGGAAGUCGAUCUGGUUACCCCGGCACAGACGUUGAAGAUUGACAAAAACAUUGAGGUCCUGCCCAUCAAGCCUUCAAAGGUCAUCGAGCCUCAAAAAACCACCAAGCAACAGAGUGAUGACAAAUACACCAUUAUGGAUCAUAUUCGACACUCAGCCCAAACCCCAGACUUUCUCCACAAAGCUUGGAUCGUGCUGGCUGUCCUUGCCACUUUGAUCGUUGUUGCUACUUUCAAUACGAUGGGAGCCGCGCUUAUCCAGUCCCCUAUCAAGGCUUGCGAGCAGCCCAUUUCAGGUCAAAUCCAACAGGCUUUGAUCACAACAGCUGCAGUCAAGCCCCCGACGACCAUCACUACUACUGUAACGACCACCUCCACAGUAUUGCCCCCAGCCUUUUCAGAUAUCGCCAAAAAGUUAACUGGUUCUGCGGAGGGGGUGGCCAAAUCGGUCGAGGAGACCUAUCUGCCGGCGCUUUUUGCAUACGCCACCAAAAUUCGUGGGGAAGUGGCAGACUGGGGAAAAACUCAUGGGUUGACGGGUGACGCGCUCGUCAAAGCUCGGAACGAAUUCAAGGAUAGGGUUACUCCCUAUAUUCGAGUUGCCGAGGACAGCGCCAACAACUUCAGAAUCAAUGUAUUGAAAGCCCAAAUCAAGUCUAGACUUGUUUGGCUUCAAUUGCGAGGAGAAAUGGCCGAGUACCAACGUUACCAGACGCAGGCUCGAGAUUACCUCAAAGCCAAACAUCAUCAAAUGCUGACGUUACGAGCUUUGCGGGACCGGAAGUCUACGUCCACUUCCCGAUGGGGAAGGAGCCACCUGCGUCAUAUCUUUCAUUAG
This is a messenger RNA of Pyricularia pennisetigena, 1221 nucleotides long. RefSeq lists its product as uncharacterized. The record is from RefSeq and is a predicted model, not a curated record. Lineage: Eukaryota; Fungi; Ascomycota; Sordariomycetes; Magnaporthales; Pyriculariaceae. The transcript has a single exon. The coding region runs from base 1 to 1221 and encodes 406 amino acids.